AUGGUGCUUCCGCGGGAGGAGAAGCUGAGCCAGGAUGACAUCGUGCUGGGCACCAAGGCCGUCAUCCAGGGGCUGGAGACGCUGCGCGGGGAACACCGUGCCCUGCUUGCGCCCCUGGUCGCGCACGAGGCCGGUGAGACGGAGCCAGGCUCGCAGGAGCGCUGCGUUUUCCUGCGUCGCUCCCUGGAUGCCAUAGAGUUGGGGCUGGGGGAAGCCCAGGUGAUCCUGGCGCUAUCGAACCACCUGGGGGCCGUGGAGUCGGAGAAGCAGAAGCUGCGGGCGCAGGUGCGGCGCUUGGUGCAGGAGAACCAGUGGCUGCGCGAGGAGCUGGCGGGGACACAGCAGAAGCUGCAGCGCAGCGAGCAGGCCGUGGCCCAGCUGGAAGAGGAGAAGCAGCACCUGCUGUUCAUGAGCCAGAUCCGCAAGUUGGAUGAGGACACGUCCCCUAGCGAGGAGAAGGGAGAUGUCCCCAAAGACUCUCUGGAUGACCUGUUUCCCAACGAGGACGAGCAGAGCCCAGCCCCCAGCCCUGGAGGAGGGGAUGUGGCUGCCCAGCAUGGAGGCUACGAGAUCCCUGCCCGGCUCCGUACGCUGCACAACCUGGUGAUCCAGUACGCCUCACAGGGCCGCUAUGAGGUGGCCGUGCCACUCUGCAAGCAGGCGCUCGAGGACCUGGAAAAGACUUCGGGCCACGACCACCCUGACGUGGCCACCAUGCUGAACAUCCUGGCGCUGGUCUAUCGGGAUCAGAAUAAGUACAAGGAGGCUGCCCAUCUGCUCAACGAUGCCCUGGCCAUCCGGGAGAAGACACUGGGCAAAGACCACCCAGCUGUGGCUGCAACGCUGAAUAACCUGGCAGUUUUGUAUGGCAAGAGGGGCAAGUACAAGGAGGCAGAGCCACUGUGCAAGCGGGCACUGGAGAUCCGUGAGAAGGUCCUGGGCAAGUUCCACCCUGACGUGGCCAAGCAGCUGAGCAACCUGGCCCUGCUGUGCCAGAACCAGGGCAAGGCUGAGGAGGUGGAGCACUACUACCGACGGGCACUGGAGAUCUAUGCCUCCCGCCUCGGGCCCGAUGACCCCAACGUGGCCAAGACCAAGAACAACCUGGCUUCCUGCUAUCUGAAGCAGGGCAAGUACCAGGACGCCGAGACCCUGUACAAGGAAAUCCUCACACGAGCACACGAGAAGGAGUUUGGCUCUGUCAAUGGAGACAAUAAGCCCAUCUGGAUGCACGCAGAAGAACGGGAGGCCAGCAAGGAUAAACAACGGGACAGCACCCCAUACGGGGAGUACGGCAGCUGGUACAAGGCCUGCAAAGUAGACAGCCCCACAGUCAACACCACUCUGCGCAGUUUGGGGGCCCUAUACCGGCGCCAGGGCAAGCUAGAAGCUGCACACACACUGGAGGACUGUGCCAGUCGCAGCCGAAAGCAGGUGGGGUCACAUGCAUGGAGUACAUACAUGCUUGAGCUGUUAAAAGAUGUCAGCGGGGGGCGUGGAGACCGCCGCAGCAGAGACAUGGCAGGGGGCACCGGUCCUCGGGCCGAGUCUGACCUGGAGGACACAGGGCCCACGGCCGAGUGGAACGGGGAUGGCAGCGGCUCCUUGAGGCGCAGCGGCUCUUUCGGGAAGCUCCGGGAUGCCAUUCGGCGCAGCAGUGAGAUGCUGGUGAAGAAACUGCAGGGAGGGGGCCCCCAGGAACCCCCUAACCCCAGGAUGAAGCGGGCUAGCUCCCUCAACUUCCUCAACAAGAGCACGGAGGAGCCAGUCCAGACUGGAGGAACGGCCCUUUCUGACAGCCGCACGCUCAGCUCCAGCUCCAUGGACCUCUCCCGGCGAAGCUCUCUCGUGGGCUAA
This is a messenger RNA of Elephantulus edwardii (Cape elephant shrew), 1857 nucleotides long. It is a transcript of the gene KLC2, whose product is annotated as kinesin light chain 2. The coding region runs from base 1 to 1857 and encodes 618 amino acids. Gene Ontology annotation, cellular component: cytoplasm; kinesin complex; membrane-bounded organelle. Lineage: Eukaryota; Metazoa; Chordata; Mammalia; Macroscelidea; Macroscelididae. The record is from RefSeq and is a predicted model, not a curated record. Gene Ontology annotation, molecular function: kinesin binding. The transcript is spliced from 15 exons. Gene Ontology annotation, biological process: microtubule-based movement.